Molecule: messenger RNA, 1173 nt
Organism: Hippocampus zosterae (dwarf seahorse)
Lineage: Eukaryota; Metazoa; Chordata; Actinopteri; Syngnathiformes; Syngnathidae
Product: cytochrome c oxidase assembly factor 7
Exons: 3
Coding region: 286-981 (231 amino acids)
Cellular component (GO): mitochondrial intermembrane space
Molecular function (GO): protein binding
Source: RefSeq, a predicted model, not a curated record
GCGUGUCUACGGAGGUUUGUAAGGGGAUUGACCAGAAAGCACAUGCUAAGCGGUUUGAAUUCGCCCUUGCUCUUUUACCCUCAUUAAGUUAUGUAUUGUCGUCAGUGAUUUAUUGUUGUAUUCGAUUUGUGCCAACAUCAAUUUCUACUGGUGUAUAAGAUAGCUCAAAAGUGGCACCGUCGAAAGUCAAGCCGUAUAAAACAGCAAGGUCAUAACGAGCAAGUAGACGAGUAGCGUGAAGUUCAUUCCAUCACUGGACGUCCAAAUAACAUAUAGGACAUCGAAAUGGCAGGACUGGUUAACUUUGAAGAUGAGAAAGAAGUGGAACAGUACCUGGAUAAUUUGGGUGUGGAGUACAGCUACCAGUGCUACAAGGAGAAUGACCCCGAAGGAUGCCAGAGGUUAGCCGAUUACAUGGAAGGAGUGAAGCAAAACUACGAGGCUACGGCACAGGUGCUCAAACACAACUGUGACAAACAUACUCAUGCAGAAAGCUGCUACAAGCUGGGGGCUUACCAUGUCACAGGCAAAGGUGGCGUGAGCGAGUGCCUGAAAAGCGCCUACUCUUGCUUCAUGCGAGCAUGUGAUGCCGGCGGAAAGAAAUCCAUAGAUGCCUGCCACAACGUGGGUCUACUGGCUCAUGACGGGCGGGCCAUAGAGGGUGGCGCCCCGGAGCCGGAUGCCGCUCGCGGUUACUACGAGAGGGCGUGUGCGGGCGGCUUCGCGCCGUCCUGCUUCAACCUCAGUGCCUUGUACAUCGAGGGCAAUGCCAAAGGGGUCAAGCCGGACAUGGCGACGGCGCUCAAGUACGCCAUGAGGGCCUGCGAGCUGGGACACGUGUGGGGCUGCGCCAAUGCCAGCCGCAUGUACAGGCUGGGCGACGGCACGGAGAAGGAUGACAAGAAGGCGGAGGAGCUGAAGAAUCGGGCCAGGGAAUUGCAUGGUUUGCAAAAGGAGAAGCAGCUUAAAUUUGGGGAAUGAUGACAAGAGUCCUGUGUGUGUGUGUGUCCACCUCAAACUGAAAGUGUCAGAGUGCAACAUGUAAGUGUAAUUUCUCAUUGACUCAAGGGCGUUGUAGAAGUCAUUGUAUGUAAGACAAUGAUUUAUUUCUGACAAAGAUUUCUAUUUUUUGUGAUAAAGAGAAAAAAUCUGAAACUUUCAAGAUAAAUGAAA